Molecule: messenger RNA, 1248 nt
Organism: Besnoitia besnoiti
Lineage: Eukaryota; Apicomplexa; Conoidasida; Eucoccidiorida; Sarcocystidae
Product: tetratricopeptide repeat-containing protein
Exons: 6
Coding region: 1-1248 (415 amino acids)
Molecular function (GO): protein binding
Source: RefSeq, a predicted model, not a curated record
AUGAAGAAGAAGAGGCAAAACAAGCGAGGCGACAGAGCCAGUCUCAAGGCCCGGUCUGCUGUCGCGGCGGAGGUCCUUCAAUCGUCUGCGGACGCCGCAUCGGCCUCCAGUGAAAAUGCAUCUAGUCUCCCCCCCUCGUUUUUCCUACAGAAAGCAGAGAAAUGCCUCGAGAGCUUCCCCCCAGAGUUUGCUCUCUCACUCAAGUUCCUUCGCAAAGGCGUGUCCGUACACCCCAACGACGUCUCGCUUCUUGUGCGCACAGCGGAGAUGUUGACUGAGGAAGGAAGGCUUGACGAGGCCAAGCAGCUGCUCCAGAAGGCAAUAAAAAUUGAGCCUGAAAAGAAGCCAGAGAAAUACUUCUAUCUCGCGCAGAUCGAGGAGGGGAGGACAAGCCUGCAGCUCUUCCGGCGGGCCUCGGCACUCCUCGAGGCUUCGCUGAGCGACCUCGACGUCUCCGUGGCGCAGGCCGAACAGAGACAGAGAGCGUCCGGAGACGCAGGUCAAGGCGCGGCAGCGGCAGCCACGCGCCUGCUGAAGGAGGAGAGGCGGUGCGUGGCGCGUCAGCUAGUCGAGGCCAAAUGCAGCGUGAGCGAACUUUUCAUGACAGACUUGUGUGACGAGGAAGAAGCUGAGGGAGCCUGCAAGACCGAAAUCGAAGAGACCCUCCGAAUUUCUGAAAAAUACGACGGCGCAGGGCUCCCAGACGCCUUGUACCUUCACGCCUCCUUCCUGAAAACCACAGGAGACAUUGAGGGCGCGCGAUCCACCUCGCUCCGCGCGGCGGCGUUGAUUCAUGAACAGCUGAAGCAGCGGGACGAGAAUCUCCGUAUCACUGCAUCCACCUGCGAGGGUGACGAGGACGUCAGCAGCCGCGAACUCCGCGUGAACCUCGCGCGCGUUCUCAUCGACGUUCAAGAGCCCGACGCGGCUGUCCUUCUUGUCUCCUCCUGCAUCGAAGAGGACGAUCAAGAUGCGGAUUCGUGGCUCAUUUUGUCCUGCGGACUCUUCAAGGCCAACAAAUUCGGCGCCGCGCGAGAGAGCCUGGAGCACCUACAGCAGCUGCUGACGGCCUCGGGGGUCGCCGCUGAGCGAGACAACCCCCUGUGUGUGCACACUAACGAGCUCCUGCGCAUCGUUAAGGAGGAACAAGCGAAGGAGGCCGCGACGAACGGCGGAGGAGAAAAUGACGACGAAGACGACUGGGAAGAAGAGGACGACGCAGAAGACGUCGACAUGGGCGACAGCUGA